ACGUUAGACAUGGUAGUACGGCACGAAUAGAUGGAAUUGGAAAAAAAUUUUGGGAAAUCGAAUGUCGCACAGAUCUGACUUAUCAGUCUCAUGCUUUUAAACUUCGAGAAUACGCCAAUCUCGGAAUUCCACAAUCAC
Ambispora gerdemannii is the source of this 138-nucleotide messenger RNA. NCBI's taxonomy places the organism in Eukaryota, Fungi, Glomeromycota, Glomeromycetes, Archaeosporales, Ambisporaceae. The record is from the annotation of a GenBank genome assembly.